UAAUUGCCGGGCAACUUACUCCGGAGGUAGGAAGAGGGAAAGGAAGAGACGGGGGUUGUUGCAUUGCUGCUGUUAGAGUCUCACGCUACUCCUAUGCGCGAUAUAGUUGAGGACGCCACAGACAACGGGGUUCAUUGUCCCUUCAUCCCUACAGAGUACGGACCCAUCUCAAUCAGUCGCGACGCAGGUGCGGUUUAUGCGCGACCCUCUUCUGGGUCAUUGUUCGAGAGAUCCCGCGCCUAUUCCAUCUAUGCAUUGCUCGAGUCAAGACUCAAGGAAAGAUGGGGGAGGCUGGAACCUCUCACUGGCAAAAGGAUGACACAACCCCCUCCAACCGGCGCCCUCGUCUCGCAUAAUCCUCAUCACCCACCUCCCCUCGUGGGUGUCUCGCCGACAGGUGCUUCCGAUUAGCCACUCCUGGCGUCUCUGGCCGGUGGAGCUGUUGCGACGGCGUACGACAGGUCCAUGUCCUGACAGGGGUGGGAUUCCUUAGCUAGUUAAAGCACGCCCAGCCGCAGACGUGCGAAUGAAUUGGGCUUGGAUCUCCCCCCGCUUCAUGUUGAUCACGAAUAGCGUUCAAAGAAAUCAAGCCAAGGACGAUUACCAGU
Aspergillus versicolor CBS 583.65 is the source of this 608-nucleotide messenger RNA. RefSeq lists its product as uncharacterized. Bases 94 to 411 code for a protein of 105 amino acids. NCBI's taxonomy places the organism in Eukaryota, Fungi, Ascomycota, Eurotiomycetes, Eurotiales, Aspergillaceae. The record is from RefSeq and is a predicted model, not a curated record. The transcript is spliced from 2 exons.